AUGAGGAAAAUUCCUGACAAGUCAUGGAUAGAUAUCCCUAGGAUUGAACGGUUUCGCGAUCGACGUUAUAGGGAUGGAUGUGAAGCCUUCAUGAAGUAUGGCGAAAUGAACCCAAAUAAUUUAAGUAGCGGUACAAUGUACUGCCCCUGUUAUAUAUGUAAGAAUAUGAAGCUGAAAAAUAGAGAUGAAAUACGAAGUCACUUAGCAAACUCUGGAUUUUACGCUGAAUAUAAAUAUUGGUCCUACCACGGGGAAGGCCAUACUGAAAUUGAAGUACCAGAUGUGCAUGUUGAUGCCAGUCAUGCUCUUGAUAUAGAUGAUACAGAAAAUUUACAAACUGAAGGUGGACCUAGCCAUACCGAAUACGAUAUUAACAAUGACAGUGAAGAUGAUAUCGUAGAUGAUGUCCAAGAUGCAACUGAGAUUCAAGAUGUUGAUGACCCAGAAGGCUUUGGAGAUGCUCAUAUUCCUGAGGACUUGGAUCGUAUAAUGAAACUACUGGAGGACAGUGAAGAGGAUCUGUAUGAGGGUUGCACCGAGUACUCCAGAUUUUCAUUUAUGUUGGAGCUCUUGCAUAUUAAGAACCUCAGUGGAAUGGCAAAUACUUAUUUCGAAAUGCUUCUUGAUUUGUUGCGGAAGGUAGUUCCAGGAGGAGAGCGUAGCAUUCCAAAAAUAACUUAUGCGGCAAAGCAAAUAGUUUCCGAUUUGGGGCUUGAUUACAAUAAAAUUGAUGUGUGUCCUAAUGAUUGUAUUCUCUACUAUAAGGAUAAUAAAGAACUUCAGGAAUGUCCAACAUGUGGAGUAUCUCGAUGGAAACAACGCACCCGCUCUUCAACAAGGCGGACAACAGAGUCAGUGUACAUGCAGAGCAAGAUUCCAGCUAAGGUGCUUCGCCAUUUUCCAUUAGUUUCUAGAUUGCAACGUCUGUAUAUGAACAAAGACACCGCUAAGAGCAUGAGAAAUGUCAGACUUGGGCUUGCUAGCGACGGAUUCAAUCCGUUCGGGGUUAUGAGUUCAGGUAAGCAUGCACCAGGUAAUAAUAUUGAUGUCUACUUAGAGCCCUUAAUUGAUGAGCUAAAACAGUUAUGGUUGGAAGCUUAUGCUAAUCUUUCUGGUUGGUCUACAAAAGGCAAGUUUGCUUGUCCAGUAUGUGGUCCAGAAUUUGAAGGCCUUCACUUACCAUAUAGUCGAAAAUGUUGUUAUUGGUUCAACAGGAGAUGGUUGCCCUCGGGCCAUAAAUACAGAAAAUUAAGCAAUAAGUUUGAUGGCACUGUUGAGACUAGGAAUAAACCACGUCAAAUGACCGGUGCUGAUAUUGUAAAGUUGCUUGAGCAUCUUCCAAAAAUAAGAUUUGGUAAGAACCGAUAUUCUAAGUACGACUCACUCAAGGUUAGAGGCUCCGGGAAAAAGAAAAAGACACUGAAGAGGAAGAGAGCAAUCCAACGGGCAUAUGUUGAUAAUGGAGUCGAUAAAUUACCAAAGGGAUGGAGUAAAUUCAGUAUCUUCUUCCAGCUACCAUAUUGGCAAAAGCUUAAAAUCAGGCAUAACUUGGAUGUCAUGCAUAUUGAGAAAAAUGUUUGUGACAACAUAGUUUCAACCCUCCUUCAAGAUCCUAAUAAGUCAAAGGAUGACCUAAGGGCUCGUCAAGACUUAGCUGCAUUGAAUAUACGAGAAGAGUUGCAAGAACAAGAUGUUGGUCUUAAGAAAAAACAUAAGCCUUCCUCUCGUGUUACGAUGUCGACAGAGCAGAUGCAGAGAUUUUGUGAGGUCCUCAAAUCAGUAAAGUCACCAGAUGGGUAUUCAUCUAAUAUAUCAAAUAAUGUUCAGGUGCAGGAGAGGAAACUCUUAGGCCUAAAGACACACGAUUAUCAUGUUCUUCUACAUCAAUUACCCAUUGGUUGCAUUGCGUAA
This is a messenger RNA of Asparagus officinalis (garden asparagus), 1911 nucleotides long. RefSeq lists its product as uncharacterized. The record is from RefSeq and is a predicted model, not a curated record. Lineage: Eukaryota; Viridiplantae; Streptophyta; Magnoliopsida; Asparagales; Asparagaceae. The transcript has 4 exons. Bases 1 to 1911 code for a protein of 636 amino acids.